Molecule: messenger RNA, 3162 nt
Organism: Solanum verrucosum
Lineage: Eukaryota; Viridiplantae; Streptophyta; Magnoliopsida; Solanales; Solanaceae
Product: pentatricopeptide repeat-containing protein At3g63370, chloroplastic
Exons: 1
Coding region: 10-2826 (938 amino acids)
Biological process (GO): RNA modification
Molecular function (GO): zinc ion binding; protein binding; RNA binding
Source: RefSeq, a predicted model, not a curated record
UGCAACAAUAUGGCUGCCAAUGCGAUAUUCCAAAACAUGUCUUCGUUUUCCUCAUCACCACCUACUUUAACAACGAAUUCUCAGAAAGUUCCAACAUUCAAAAUCUCACCCAAUUCUCAAAAACCCGCCAUUAUCCAUUCUCUCAAACAAAUUUGCCGGCAAGACAACAUCAAAGAAUCAGUUUUUACCCUCUCUAAUUUAAUUGAGACUUGUGCAUUUGAAAAAACUUUACUACAAGGUCAACAAAUCCAUGCCCAUGUCCUAAAAUUGGGUUUAUCGGGUGAUGAUUCAGUUUUCUUGAACACCAAGAUUGUUUUCAUGUAUGGUAAGUGUGGGUCAAUUGGUGAUGCCCAGAAGGUGUUUGAUAGAAUGACUGAAAGAACUGUCUUUACUUGGAAUGCUAUGAUUGGUGCUUGUGUUGUAAAUGGGGUGCCUAUUAGAGCAAUUGAGUUGUAUGGGGACAUGCGUUUCUUGGGUGUUGCGACAGAUGCUCACACUCUUUCUAGUACAUUGAAGGCAACUAGUCAGCUUGAAAUUUUGUACUGUGGAAGUGAAAUACAUGGCGUCGCGAUAAAACUUGGUCUUAUUUCUAAUGUUUUUGUGGUGAACUCACUGGUGACUAUGUAUACUAAGUGCAAUGAUAUCAGGGCAGCAUCAUUGUUGUUUACUGGAAUGAGUGAAAAAGAGGACACUGUUUCAUGGAAUUCUAUGAUUUCUGCUUAUACUAUAAAUGGGAUGAAUCAGGAAGGUUUAAGUCUCUUCGUUGAAAUGCUGAAUGCCAGUGUUGAACCUACCACGUAUACGUUUGUUGCUGCGAUUCAAGCAUGUGAGGAGACAAGUUUUGGAAAAUUUGGGAUUGAGAUUCAUGCUGUUGUUCUGAAAUUGGGUUAUUCUUUUGAUACAUAUGUUGCGAAUGCUUUGUUAAUGAUGUACAUUAAAAACAAUAGAUUAGAUGAAGCUGCUAAAAUAUUCUUCCAUAUGCAAGAAAAGGACAACAUUUCUUGGAAUUCCAUGAUAUCAGGUUAUGUGCAGAAUGGACUUUAUGAUGAAGCGAUUAAUAUGUUUCAUGAGAUGAUGAAUGCAGGUCAGAAACCUGACCACGUCUCACUUAUGAGUAUGCUUGUCGCAUCUGGAAGACAGGGAAAUUUGUUAAAUGGGAUGGAAAUUCAUGCCUUUUCACUGCGAAAUGGUUUGGAUAGUGAUUUGCAGGUUGGCAAUACUCUUGUAGAUAUGUAUGCCAAGUGUGGUAAGUUAGAUUACAUGGACUCUGUCUUUGGUAGGAUGCUGCAUAGAGAUGGUGUCUCUUGGACUACAAUUAUUGCUGCUUAUGCUCAGAAUAAUUUUCCCUGGAGGGCCGUGCAAUUAUUUCGCGAGGUACAGGCAGAAGGAAGCCAUGUUGAUGCCCUUAUGAUUGGAAGUGUCCUCCUUGCUUGUACUGAGUUGAGGUGCAACUUACUUGCAAAAGAAAUCCACUGCUAUGUGAUUAAAAGAGGAAUAUGUGAUCCUUUUAUGCAGAAAACUCUUGUGAGUGUUUAUGGAGAUUGUGGGAACGUGGUCUAUGCAAAUAGUAUUUUUAGGUUGAGUGAAGUUAAAGAUGUCGUGUCCUUUACAAGCAUGAUGUGCAGUUAUGUUCAAAAUGGACUUGCAAAUGAGGCUCUUGGUCUCAUGCUCUGUAUGAAUGAAAUGCGAAUCGAGGCAGAUUUUGUUGCAGUCCUAAGCAUGCUCACUGCUGCUGCUGAUCUAUCUUCCUUAAGGAAAGGAAAAGAGAUUCAUGGAUUUUUGGCUAGAAAAGGCCUCCUUCUGCAAGAUUCCAUUAGAAGCUCUCUAAUAGAUAUGUAUGCCAGCUGUGGGACUCUGGAGAACUCAUAUAAGGUGUUUAAUUAUUUAAAGAGCAAAGAUCCAGUUUGUUGGACGAGCAUGAUAAAUGCUUGUGGAUUACAUGGUUGUGGUAGGAAAGCAAUCGAUAUAUUCACGAGGAUGGAGAAGGAAAAUAUUCACCCAGAUCACAUAACCUUCUUGGCUGUUCUUCGUGCAUGUAGCCAUGCGGCGCUAAUAGAAGAUGGCAAAAGAAUUUUCAAGAUAAUGCAAAGCAAGUACACAUUGGAGCCUUGGCCAGAACACUAUGCUUGUUUUGUUGAUUUGCUUGGACGUGCAAAUCACUUGGAAGAGGCAUUCCAAAUUGUAAAAACAAUGAACUUGGAGGAUAUACCUGCCGUCUGGUGUGCUCUCCUUGGUGCUUGUCAGGUAUAUGCCAAUAAAGAGUUAGGAGAAAUUGCUGCGAUGAAGCUUCUUGAACUAGAUCCCAAGAAUCCAGGAAAUUAUGUUCUUGUAUCUAAUGUGUAUGCUGCGACUAAUAGAUGGGAUGAUGUGGAAGAAGUCAGAGUUACAAUGAAAGGAAAAGGGCUGAAGAAAGAUCCUGCAUGUAGCUGGAUAGAGGUAGGAGAUAAGGUUCAUACAUUUGUUGCUCAAGAUAAGUCGCACCCAGAGUGUGAUAAGAUUUAUGAAAAAUUAGCUUAUCUCACUGAGAAAUUGGAGAAGGAAGCAGGUUAUGUGGCUCAAACCAAAUAUGUUUUGCACAAGGUGGAGGAGAAAGAAAAAGUUAAGUUGCUUAAAGGACACAGUGAAAGACUAGCUAUUGCAUAUAGUUUACUUGCCAGUACUGAUAGAAACCCCAUUCGAAUCACAAAAAAUCUCCGCGUCUGUAGUGAUUGCCAUACUUUCAGUAAGCUAGCUUCUAAGUACCUAGAGCGAGAAAUUAUAGUUAGAGAUGCCAAAAGAUUUCACUAUUUCAGGGAUGGGAUAUGUUCCUGUGGAGAUUUCUGGUGAAACUAGUAGUUGGUUAUUCUAUUAAGAACUUCAUGAUGAUAACUAACUCUACUGCUUGGUAACACCCACUUAUAAGACGACUCAACAUCUAUGAGAAGCUUCUGGUGAGGGUGGAGGAUCUUUUUUCAUAUGGUGCGGCAUGGAUAUCAAAGGUGCCGUGGAAGGUGUGCUUCACGUGGUUAGCUACUAGAGGGGUGAUUUUGACGGCAGAUAACCUUAGAAAGCGAAAGGUUGUCUACAUGAGCUGGUGUUUCCUAUGUAAGGAGACUGGUGAGGACAUGGAUCAUAUUCUGUUAUAUUGCAAAUUAGCCACGAGGUUAUGGAAGGAUAUGUUUA